Syngnathoides biaculeatus (alligator pipefish) is the source of this 6010-nucleotide messenger RNA. RefSeq names its product lipase, hormone-sensitive b (gene lipeb). Gene Ontology annotation, molecular function: sterol ester esterase activity; triacylglycerol lipase activity. The record is from RefSeq and is a predicted model, not a curated record. Lineage: Eukaryota; Metazoa; Chordata; Actinopteri; Syngnathiformes; Syngnathidae. The coding region runs from base 177 to 2627 and encodes 816 amino acids. Gene Ontology annotation, cellular component: cytosol. Gene Ontology annotation, biological process: cholesterol metabolic process; triglyceride catabolic process. The transcript has 13 exons.
UUUUCAACUCAAGGAAGCAAACAAGUCUGGGAGUAAAACCGGAAAGCUGUCUCUUCUUUCCUCUGGGCCACCCCUUCUUUCCCUCUUUCCUUCCUUCUUGCUCAUUCUCACUUUCUUCUUCCUCACGCUCCCAAGAGGAUAAGGACAAGGACAGAAGCUUGAACACAGAUGCUGUGAUGGACACCAAAGCGGUUUUUGUGGCUCUCUACAAUGUCUGCGAAGAGAAUGCCACCUUCUUCUCAGGAGGGUCCAAAGGACCACAGAGUGACGCAGCCCAACGACUGGUGGACACCUUGAAGCUAAUCCAGGAGCACGCCCGCAGUCUAGAACCCGUCAUCUCCGGCUUCGCCGCGGUCUACCACCAUUUUGACUUUGACCCUCACAUACCGGCCAAUGGCUAUCGCUCGCUUGUCAAGGUGGUGCGUUGCUGCCUCCUCCAUAUUAUCCACAAGGGCCGCUACAUCACUGCCAACCGCCGCAGCAUCUUCUUCCGUGUGUCCCACAAUGCCGGUGAGAUAGAGGCUUACUGCAAUGCCCUGUGCCAGCUGCGGGCACUGCUCUACCUGGCGCAACGCAUGCUGCACGACAACAACCACGGUGACCUCUUUUUCCACGAUGAAACCGGUCUCAGCGAGAGCUUUGUGCGGGAAUACAGUUCUAUGCACAAGGGCUGCUUCUACGGCCGCUGCCUGGGCUUUCAGUUCACUCCUGCCAUCCGGCCCUCUCUGCAGACCAUCGCCAUCGGCCUUGUGGCCUUUGGAGAUAACUACAGGCGACAUCAGUCUGGAAUAGGUGUAGCAGCAAGCUCCUUAUUUACGUCGGGCAAGUAUGCCAUCGACCCCGAGCUGAGAGGGGCCGAAUUUGAGCGCAUCACACAGAACCUUGACGUCCAUUUCUGGAAGACUUUCUGGAACAUCACAGAGACCGAAGUGCUGUCGAGUCUGGCCAGUAUGACGUCCGCACCAGUCAAAGUGAACCGAGCGCUUUCCGUGCCUCCCGUUCCCUUCGAACUCCCGCUGGCAGCCAAUCACCAAGCCUCAGUGACCAUACCACCGCCAUCGGCGCACAUCGGUGCCGCUCCAGUUCAGAUGAGGCUCAUCUCGUAUGACCUGCGGGAAGGACAGGAUAGCGAGACACUGCUAUCGCUCACUCGCUCUGAUGCAGGCGCCAUCUCCCUCUCGCUGGGGAUGAAGACCAAGCGGCUGCCCUCAUCCCCCUACCUACUCAUCCACUUUCACGGCGGAGGCUUUGUGGCACAGACCUCCAAAUCCCAUGAGCCCUAUCUGAAGAGCUGGUCCCAGGACCUGGGUGUCCCCAUUCUGUCGGUGGACUACUCCCUGGCCCCCGAGGCCCCCUUUCCACGGGCCCUGGAGGAAUGCUUCUAUGCGUACUGCUGGGCUGUCAGGAACCACCACCUUCUAGGGUGGACUGGGGAGAAAGUGUGUCUGGCAGGUGACAGUGCCGGGGGAAACCUGUGCGUGACCACGUCGCUGCGCGCCGCUGCCUACGGUGUCCGCAUGCCAGACGGCCUUGUGGCCGCCUACCCGGCCACGCUACUGACAGCCUACGCCUCGCCUUCCCGUCUGCUCACCCUCAUGGAUCCCAUGCUGCCGCUCAGCGUCCUCUCCAGGUGUCUUAAUGCGUAUGCAGGUAAUGAGCCGCACACAGAGAAGCAGGUGGAGAAGGUGAGCACACUCAGCAUGGUGAAGAGAGACACAGCCCUGCUGCUUCGAGACUUCAGGCACGGCGCGUCCAACUGGAUCCACUCGCUACUGGAUUCCAACAGAACCGCCAACCCGCCUGGGACUGGUGCAGAGCCGCAACCAGAAGCCACUGGAGUGGUGAGGAAGAGUGUGUCCGAGGCGUCUAUCUCAUCUCCCCAUGUGAACUCGCCACUGCCCUCUGAGGACUACGCCGGGAAAUUAUCUGGGAAGAGCCAGACAUGCCUGGACUUGGGAGCUCAUAAUUCCACCUCCCACUGUGUUCCACUUCUAUGCAAACGCACUCCAGAAGAAGUCCACUUCUCCAUCUCCAUGGACGCUCAUAAAUCUGUGCACAGUGAUCUGACUUCGGUGGCCAUAGCGCCCCCUGGUGGCGAGGAUGGCUCAGAGUUCCCGCUUGGCUUCGAGCCGCUGCGUUCGGAGCAGCUUUCUGAGAUGAAAUUGCACAGUUCUCCGGUCGUCAAGGACCCCUUCUGCUCGCCCCUUCUGGCCCCUGACAGCAUGUUGAAGGCUCUGCCGCCCGUGCACAUUGUGGCGUGUGCUCUGGACCCCAUGCUAGAUGACUCGGUGAUGUUCGCCAAGCGCCUGCGGGCCGUCGGACAGCCCGUCACUCUGUGCGUGGUGGAUGACCUCCCCCACGGCUUCCUAAGCCUGUCGCAGCUCUCCCGGGAGACCAGGGAGGCGGCCAACGUGUGCGCCGAGCGAAUUCGCACUGUCUUCACCCAAAAAGAGACUCCGCCGCCUGAGCCGCGCAAGCACCGCAAGCUGGAACGGACCGACAGGGGCGAGGCCACCGCUGCCCUAUUUGUCGGAGGUGAGCUGGACAGAGGACUCGGGGCAAAAAUGUCCGAAGGGGAAGGCUUUGUUACUAUCACCCAAAAUGACGUUGAGGGUGUCGUGGCUUAGGAAAGACAGUUAGGCAAGCUGAUGUCAAGACAACAAAGAGGAAGCCGCCGUCCCUCUGCUUUAAAAACUCGACGAUGUUCUUGUCUAAACACUUUCUUGCACCCGUAACACGGUGUGUAAAGAUUUUAAGGAAAUACAAUGCAGCAACACAGAUCUAUUCUGCUUAGAUGAGGUGUCUGAGUGUUCCAGCAUCUCUGAUCAUUUCUGGAGUGGAAAUCCUGGACGGGCUUCUCAGAUAAGGCUCCUCAGAUGUAUCGUUCCAAUCUGAACAGCCCCUAUUGUCCUUUGGAGAAUCUCUCUACAGCACACUUAAUAGGGCCACAUUGUCCUCUUCAUUACGCUGGCAAUACAACUCACUGUGUUGACACUAACUCUGUUGACUUGCACCUGAAAUCCAAUUAACGGAAAAACAGACACAAACGAAAGGCUGCACUACACAUUUCUUUCCUGGUGGACUUUUUUUUCAAUCAUUGCUGUCGUUGUUUACCCAUUUCUAUUACAUAUCCAUAUCUGCUCUGUAAUGGAGUACAUUGUAGCAGAUGUUUUUGUGUCAUGUUGAUCUGUAAUUCUAUGCCGUUGAUUCCACCAUUUGUGGAAUGCUUAGUACAUGUUAAGUAACCGUUUUUUUUAAGUCUAUCAAUGUCUACUGAGACCAAUGGAGGAGGAGGCAUAAACAUUACAGUAAUUGGACUAAGCCAACGAGCAAGUGAUAACCCCCCCAAACCACCAAAAAACAAAGGUGGAUCAGUGCCUGUAGAUGCCACAAAGCACAACAUGAAGCUUCUCAACUCACUUCAACAUCGUCCGUUGGGACCAAGAUGCCACAAGAUAGUGGCAAAGCAUCACAUGAGCCUCCUCAACUCACUUCAAAAUAGUGUAGUUCCUUGGAAUCAAGAUGUCAUUAGAUGGGAUUUUAGCCUGUGCCCAAAAACAGUCAACAGGUGUUCUUCAGUGAAUAAUGGUGGAUAGGCUCCUAAAACAGUUAAGUAGCUAAUUGUAAAUAUGUGGGGAAUUGUUGAUAGACCACAAAUUAUGAUCCGAAAAACAAUGUGUCAUUUCACAGUCAUCUUGUAAGAGGACCUUUAAAAAUAUAUGGCCUCCAGAUUUUAGUUUUAAAAAAUGCACCAGGAGUGCAUGUGUACAUGCACAUGUGGCCAAAACUCUCCUAACUUCCACUAACUCAAAAUUCAUAAAAACUCCAUCCCAACAAGAUUAGAAAGGAACUUUUUCAUUGGCCCGUCUGCACAGGAAAUUAGCUCUGCCAAUAACUGGGGAUCCACUUUAUUGAAGUUUUACUUUACAAUGUUCGUAUGUACAAGACUUUGGUGUCCGUCUCUGGAGAAGGAUCUGGCACCAAUCCCAAAUGGUUUUCAGCACAACUCAAGGACAUUACAAAAUUGAGGACGAAGAUUGUUCAGGGGUGUUCUACGUCAACAGGGCUAGAUUUGAAAAAUUUGAUUUUGCCCACCGCAGGGUGGCGUUUUCCGCACUUUUCUCCAGAGCAAUGUCCAAAAUGAUGGAGGGAGGUGGAUAAAAGGAUUUACCUCAAGUGCAAAAAUCCUCCCCUGUAGACUCUGAGCGGGAUUUUCCGACUGGUGGAUUAGCGCUGAGUAUUUGCUGCAACGUUUUACUGUCAGAUUGAUGAAGAAAACUGCCGCAGUUGAGUAGGAAGACAGCUGAGCUCAUCCUCUCGAGCAAGUUGGGCACAACUUUGCUCUUGUGGCACUUUUGCUCUAGUUUAUAGUACAGUCUUGAGUACACGCCUCCAUUAUUUUGUUCGUCCUUCCCUGAUGCCUUGAAUGUGGCAUCAAGUGCAAGCGGUCACAUUGGCCAAACUAGCACUUUAAUCAUCCGCUGCUCAAACCGCAUGGAGCUUUGCAAGUUUUUUUUAGCCAUUUUUAAAGAGAGAUCCAAAAUCUCUGCAUAGAACCAUAACAGAAGAAUCGUCACUUUUCUGCCCGUUGCAAUGCAAACCCAGAAUUUUGCUGCUUUUAGAUCGUUUUGACGGCAGUUCUACUGCCUGGUGUUAUGUUUACUUGAUGAUCUACUUGCUUUUUAUUCACUUUCAACACAAGCGGGGAGGAGCAGUGAGUCUCUGGUGUUAAACGUCACGCGCCUGUAUGGCCAUUUCUGGUGUUCCCAGUCUAAGAUGUGGCCAAACAUGAACAUUUGAUGAGUCAUCAGUUGAUAAUGUCCCCCUUCAAUUUUCUAAGUGGUGGGUAUGAACAUUUCUUUCCACAGAGAGCCCAGCAGAGGUGUGAUAUUGUUUAAACUUUUUUCGCACAGCAUCAUGACAUCCCAAGGUCGGAUAAUUAGAUGACAGAAGCGUAUGAUAAUAUAGUCAUUUGAUAAUGAUAAUUGCUUUCAAGUGAGUUUCAGAUAUUACGGAUAACUUCACAACAGUCUCGUAUUUCUGGCCUUCCUCUUUUGUGAGCAAUUUUGCAAAUGUGUUCUUAUUAGUUAUGAUGUUAAUAGUCCAUGUCAUUGCAGUUGCUCAUCAUCCACUCCAGUCUUGUGAUGAACACUCAUUUUCAUACUUUUUUUUUGUUUUCUUUUGUUUUAUCAUUGUGGAUUUAGUGCUGUCAAAGUAUGCUGGAACAGCUGAGUCACUUUUAUUUCACGACAGCUGUUAUGACGACAUGGUGCAUCAUUAAAUGCAACCCCCGUUGAACUUAACUUUGUGCACGACGAGAAAAAUCUGAUCAGCCAUGAGGAAACUCGUGUCCGACUUUGAGACUGGCGACUUUUGAAGACUGGUUGAAAGUUUUGACCUGUUGAUGACACGGGUUUGACAUCCAUAUUUUGAGCCAGAAUGUGUUCGGCUCCCAUUUACAGUUGAUAGGAUUUAUGUUGGAUAGGAACGUUGUCCUUGACCUGUGACAACUUGAAUUAAAACACGAAAAUAUUUUAAAAGAGAACAGUCAAGAAUUAAGACUGAUGGACUCAUUAAUUUUGAAACCAAAGUUAGCUGCUGAACUAAAGUGCGUCCUAGACAUUCUCCAAAAUUGCGUCAGUUGUGCAUCAAUCAAUUUUAAAUUCUUAAUCAAAGAUUGCAAGUUCAAAUGCUGAGACCAUAUUUACUGUUUUCCAGUCAAUGUGGUUGCUAGUUCACUCUUUACUUUUAAUAGCAUCAUGCUGUAAAAAGGCUAAUCAGCUGUAGUUAAAGAAGCCGUGGACCGGAAACCAUGCUGUAUUUCCGUCAAGAAAACACCACAAGUGCAAACCUGUGAAUAGAAAUAAAAAUAAGUUGAAUGUAUUUUUAACCUUAUGUAUGAUUCAUGUAGAUAUUUGUAUCUAAAAACUGUUUGUCAAAUGUAAUUCUCUGCAGGGUUCAUAGACAAAUGGUCUAUUCAUUUUUAUCAAAAAUAAAAUCUAUCCCACCA